CACGUUCUCAAAGAACUAGUUUUGAAAUCGAUUGAGAGGGGAGAAAACGUACACGGUCGAGCCAGCGCGAGUCAGCGCGAGGCCCGGCCAGCUACACCAGUCGUAUACUAAUAAGUCACUAAACAAGUUAUUGCACACAUUUUAUAAAAAAUGGAAGCGUUUAUUGAAGGCGUCCGAUUGCAACCUUGCCUGUGGAACCCUCUACAUCCAGAUUAUCGUGAGAUGCACACCAAAGACGAAGCCUGGCAACGAGUUGUUGAUCAUUAUAGCAAUGUCUCGAUUCCUAAUAUACAAGUAGCGAAAAUUGAAUGGAAAAAGCUGCGUGACAAUCACCGGGACGCUCUGAAAAGAGCUAAGCUGGGCAAGAAUAAACUAUUACCGGCGCAAAUAACCACUUGGAAGUACGCUAAAGCAAUGCAGUUCCUUGAACCACACAUGAAGUACCGAAUAACAGAGAAUAUAGAAAUUGAUCCACCUUCAACUGGUCAUACGAAAAGUUCAGAACAAGAUGUCACUACUACCGAAAACGCCGAGGGCGCAUUGACGAAUAUACUAAGAAAUCGCUGUGAAUGCAAAAGUGAAUCCAAACAAGACUCAGAUGCCCUCGAAUCCUUUUUCAACUGCAUGCUACAGAGUACUAAGACGAUGCCGCAUUGGAUGCAAACACAAGUGAAAAAAAAGAUAUUUGCUGUUAUUAUAAACGCCGAAGAACAUCUAUCAGGACAGAGCCAUGAUGCGGAACGGUCAAAAGACAAACAGAAUACUUUCAACGAACCACCGGAAAAGAAAAUCAAAACCGAAAUAUACAUGGACGACAACUGUGAUAAUGAAUAUUCAUGACAAUAAUGACAAGUUUCCUGCGAUUCAUACUUAGAAAGUUAAUUAAUUUAUAUAAUAAACAAUUUUGUACAAAGUU
Molecule: messenger RNA, 916 nt
Organism: Danaus plexippus (monarch butterfly)
Lineage: Eukaryota; Metazoa; Arthropoda; Insecta; Lepidoptera; Nymphalidae
Exons: 2
Coding region: 151-840 (229 amino acids)
Biological process (GO): regulation of transcription by RNA polymerase II
Cellular component (GO): transcription regulator complex; nucleus
Source: RefSeq, a predicted model, not a curated record